Molecule: messenger RNA, 9116 nt
Organism: Hylaeus anthracinus
Lineage: Eukaryota; Metazoa; Arthropoda; Insecta; Hymenoptera; Colletidae
Product: potassium voltage-gated channel protein Shaw-like
Exons: 6
Coding region: 433-2061 (542 amino acids)
Biological process (GO): potassium ion transmembrane transport; protein homooligomerization
Cellular component (GO): voltage-gated potassium channel complex; dendrite membrane; neuronal cell body membrane
Molecular function (GO): protein binding; delayed rectifier potassium channel activity
Source: RefSeq, a predicted model, not a curated record
GUAUCAACGAAGGUCAGUUCAGUCCGCGCACGAGUCGAGAGAACCCGAGCCCUCGUCCCGAAACCAUCGUUGGGACAUUCGUAGUCGUGACACGAAACGGAUAACGAUGACCUUCUGGUCGUGUCGGUUGAUGCCACGAUGAGACGGUAACCGAGUCUCCACGUAAACGAGGUAACGAACGCGUACAGAUUCGCGUGGUGAUCGUACGUUAAUAGUAGCUAGCCGGCUUCGUCGAAGCGGAAACAGCUAGUGUCCAUUGUGCCAGUCAGCGGUGCACCUCGAUCAGCGCCAUCGCCGCCGCCAGCAUGGAGGAUGCGGAAGCAUAGUGUCGUUGAGAUGCCGCCAAGGAGUACCGAGACAUGAAGAGAACGCGACCGAGGGCCGCGUGGGUUUCUCUGAGUCAGGACCGGCGGUAGCAGAGCCGUGAUCAAAAUGAGUCUUCUAAACAUGGAUUCGGAGAACCGCGUGGUCCUGAACGUGGGUGGAAUCCGGCACGAGACGUACAAGGCGACCCUAAAGAAGAUCCCCGCGACGAGGCUUUCGAGGUUGACCGAGGCCCUCGCGAACUACGACCCCAUCUUGAACGAGUACUUCUUUGACAGACAUCCGGGGGUCUUCGCCCAAGUCCUCAACUACUAUCGCACCGGAAAGCUCCACUACCCCACGGAUGUUUGCGGCCCACUGUUCGAGGAGGAGCUCGACUUUUGGGGUCUCGACUCCAAUCAGGUGGAGCCGUGUUGCUGGAUGACCUACACCCAGCAUCGGGACACGCAGGAAACGCUGACAGUCCUCGACAGGUUGGACCUCGAUACCGAGAGGCCGACCGAAGAGGAACUGGCGAGGAAGUUCGGUUUCGAGGAUGCGUAUUUCGCCGGCACGCUGACGUGGUGGCAGAAGGUCAAGCCCCAGAUGUGGUCGCUGUUCGAUGAACCCUACUCCUCUUUGGCAGCUAAGGUGAUCAGCAUAGUCUCGGUCCUCUUCAUCUGCAUCUCGAUCUUGUCGUUCUGCCUGAAGACGCAUCCGGACAUGCGAGUGCCGGUGAUCGUGAACCGGACGGUGAACAAAGGGAACGAGACCUCGUGGACGGUGGACAAAACGCACACGAACGCUCACGACGUCUUUUUCUACAUCGAGUGCAUGUGCAACGCCUGGUUUACAUUCGAGUUCCUAAUACGGAUUACCGCGAGCCCGAAUCGCUGCGUAUUCAUCAAGAGCUCGGUGAACCUGAUCGACAUGGUGGCAACGAUGAGCUUCUAUCUCGAUCUGGCGCUGCAACGUUUCGCCUCCCAUCUGGAGAACGCGGACAUCCUCGAGUUCUUGAGCAUCAUACGUAUAAUGAGACUGUUUAAGCUGACACGUCACUCCUCCGGCCUGAAGAUCCUGAUACAGACUUUCCGCGCCUCCGCGAAGGAGCUCACGCUCUUAGUUUUCUUUCUGGUCCUUGGAAUCGUGAUCUUCGCGAGUCUGGUAUACUACGCGGAACGCACCCAGUACAAUCCGAAGAACGAUUUCAAGAGCAUACCGUUGGGCCUGUGGUGGGCCCUAGUAACGAUGACUACCGUCGGCUACGGGGACAUGGUGCCGAAGACCUACAUCGGAAUGUUCGUUGGCGCGCUCUGCGCUCUAGCCGGUGUAUUAACGAUCGCCCUGCCCGUGCCCGUGAUCGUCAGCAACUUUGCGAUGUAUUACAGUCACACGCAGGCGCGAGCCAAGCUACCGAAGAAGAGACGCCGCGUACUUCCGGUCGAGCAGCCAAGAGUGAGAGCUCCAGGCGCUCCGCCAGGAAUGCCGGGAGUGCCAGGGACUGCGGGCCCACCGGGUUGCGCUCCUCAACACAUGCCACCGGGUGGACCUUUAUCCGGGACCGGUGCUCUGGCUCCUGGCCUUGGACAGACGCCUGGAGUUGGCUGCCCUGGAGGUCAAGGGCCCCAGAACAGACGGAUGAACGCCAUCAAGACCAAUCAUCCCAAGGAUGUUUCGUUCGCCACGAAAACAGAGGAGGACCGGAGGAACUCUAACCUACGCACUAACGGGACCAAGACAGCCGGAGGUUUGGGUUAAAGCUGGUACCAAGGCUACUCGCCACUGCCGAGGUGCACUCGACCAGGGCGUUGGGAUGACCGAGUCGUGAGAGGAAAGAGCAAGCGAGCGAGCCGGGGGAAGGAGGGAAAAUAUCGCCGGAGGAGUGAGCUCAAGACGGGUAUCAAGAUUGCACGGUCUAUAAGGGAAUAUUAGAUCGCUACGGAUGAAAUGUCGGAUUUUUACUGCGACGAAUUGCGACGCUUUUUACGAUAACGCUGUGUGAAUUAUUAGAACCGCUCUAUCUUCUAUCUUUCUUCUACUUUCCGGACGGGAGACGGGCUAGAGGAAGUCGGGACUAACCAGAAUCGUAUUCGAACGAGACCUCUGCUUAACACGUUGGUUGCCGCGCUAAUACUCUUGAAAAUGUUUACUGCGAUUAAAUUUUGUUUGCAGCCUAUUGGAAACUAUUAAGGGAACCGAAAAUUUAAUCAACAAAAUAAUUUCCAUCAUUUUCUAACACUUUUUGUCAGCGUAGAGGCAAUUGUUCGAUUCCCUUUUUAAAAAAAGAUUUUCCCUGGGAUCAACGUGUUAACAAUUUAUUCGCGACGCUUUUGUUCCUGUAAAUAUCGCGGUAAAAUAGAAAUAUUACAGCAUCGAUUACCUAUUUUAAUCGCGAUCGUCGAUCGUUGCUUCGAUUAAAAUUUGCCCAGCCCUGGCACGCAUAAUGAGACGAGACGGUUCACAGAUUCCCAUGAAUAGGAGCAAAUUGCGCGUGAAAUUCCCGCAAUCUUCCGGAACAAAUUGCCAUCGCGAGAACUGAAAUGUUUAAAAUGAACGCGUAAAAAUCUUGGCAGCUUGACCGCUGAGAGCAGAGAAGCGGGCGGCAAAUCAGAAACGAAUAACGGUGGCAAUUAAUUGGUGCUUUAAAUUAAAACGCGUCCAGCUGCAGCGUACGCCAGUCUCUCGGAAACGAAAAAACUCUCGCGUUGAAUCGUCAACAGCCGAAAAAUCGAGCAAAUCAUCGCGCGAAACGUCCGACAUUUCGUGCGCACCGAUCGAACAAUGUUCAGGGAUUUCUCGCGGAUCCAUCGAUUCGACUGUACCUACAUACUUCUCUUUUUCGCGUCAUACGUUCCUGUAAUCGCCCCCCUCCCCAAAAAUUCAACACUCCCCGACUUCCUUUCUUUUCUUGCCUCGUCGUUAUCAUCGCAAACCGAAAAACCCGAAUGUGUCCGAGUUUAUACCGAUGCCAGAAGUCGCGUUAAGGGGGUAGUCUGACUAGAAACUUUGAAAAUGUCAAUUUCCCUUUAGUUUUGUUGCAUUUUCCGAAAGUUCUAGGCGCGAACCCAGAACUUUUCGAGGCAACGAAUCGGAGUACACCCUUAAACGAGAGUCUCGAAAUCGAGACCAGAGACGGAGCAAAACGUUUAUUCGAACGAUCCAAGUAUUUGUAUCAGUUCUCAUCCACGAGCGGCAGAUGAAAUGUUGUUUAUCCUUUAUUCGUUAUUCGAAUGUUGUAUUUGGAUAGGAGUUUUGCCCAUCUCUGGUGGGGACAAACGAUAGCUGCGGAGAAGAGUUGGUGCACGGGGAGAGAGUGCAGAGACUCGUUUGAACUGACGGGGAAUAUUCAUCGGCUGUCAGCUCGGAGGCACGGCCGGGCGAAAGCCUCCUCUUCGUCAAAGCCGAAUAAUUUAUGUACCGGAGUGCACAGCUUCGCUGCCAAAAAUUUCUGAAUGUAUCCGGUGAAUGUUGCAAGAGGCGCGUAAUGAGACUGGCGAAUUCUCGCUGAGCUUAAAUAUUUGCGUUUGGGACGUUGGUAGGAAUUUUUAUCAGAAGUUCGACGUCAUAUCGACGAGAUUCCCCACCUCUAUCGCUCGCUUUCAUAAACAGAAUAGAACAUCUCCUAAAAAAUUUGAAAGUUGUUUCGACGAUUGGCUGAAAUGAAACGCCCAGCCCAGGAACGAUGGGAAUUUUUCAUACCUCGUAAUCUCGAGCAAUAACGAUAACGUCAAAAUUUUGUUGCCGACGAUUCAGAACACAUUUGCAAAUCGCACGGAUUAUUCCACGACCUGCCGUCGACUUUGAUAUAGAAAAUGUAUCGAGCUGCUUUGAACAACGUUUCCAUGAAAAUGGUGCACUCUCAAAAAUGGAGCCGAUACUUCUUAGAAGUGACUUUGCAUUGAGAGGUAUAGUUGCGGGAUUUGUGUCUUCUGAGAGCAACAUUCGACCUUUUGUCCCUCGAUAUAAAUAUCCAAUUCUCCUUCCGCGUUGCACUCCGUUGAAAUGUACGAUUCAGACUCUUACGAUUAAACAUAAAUAUUAAUUUACAAUCGCUCCAUCAAUCGGAUAACAUCGCGUACCAUGAGAGGUAGUAUGUCAAUCUAUAAUCAUGGAAACGCUUAUCAAAGUACGAAAAUUAAUGAAAAUUUAGCAACGUUAAUUCGAUGAUAUUCUAUAUCGCUAAUUGAAAUUAAUUCAGCUCCUGUCGUGCGCAGGUUAAUCUCGAAACAGGAAAACAGUGUACAGAUUGGAACGAUAAAUGAUAAAUCGCUCUUGUUCCAAUGGGUACGUGUUGAACAGAAGACCUCGCGAAUAUAACCAAAUUUUUAUAGAAAAUCGGUAACGGUUGAACCUCACCCAAAAUUCGAAACGUCAUUUCAGCCAUUAGAAGCAACUUGCUAAAAAAAUAUUUGGAUUCGUUUUGGUUUACACGUCGCUAUGACUCUCAUCCCAUGCGUAGAAAUAAAUUAAAAUCUGCCGAAGAAUAACGCACACAGAAUCUCGUUUUCAAUGUACAAACGUGAUACAAGCGACGGAAGGAUGGGGGAUCUUCGAUGUACACGCACGCAUGCACACUUAUAACCCUCAAAGUUUACCACGCACAUACGCCCACGUACGUGUAAAUAUUCGGAUCAACCGUGAUCCAGGUACGAACGAUACAGGCAGCUCCGCACCUAUCCGUUUCAACUGUUUUUCGAGGGUGUUUUCUAUUUAUACGAUUUUCGCAAUCCCUUUCGAAACAAGACGAAUAUAAAACUUUGAAGAGGAAAUCAAAUUAUAGAUUACUUUUAUUAAUUUUUCAAGAACAAAAGUCGCAUUUGCAGAACGUGUUAAAUACAUUGGAUACACUGCCAAUCGCGUCAAGCGAUCCUGGAAAUAAAUUAAAACAAUUUUUUAAAUAUUCUUUUACUUGAAAUAUACGCGUUUCAGCAGCGUUUGAAGGAACAACUUCGACGGGUAAUCUUCCUACAGCCCAAAGGUAAACAGUGUUAAACCAAGAAAGUUCAGAAAUGUCCUUUGGCAAUCAUCGUGUUACCGAGGUUCCCGAGUUUGGAUAAUAUUUUCGUACGUCGCUCGCUUUGAAUCGAAUAAAUAGAAAACAGCCUUUACCGUUUAACCGUUAAGGAGCUCAGAAGUCCUGAGUUGUCGUAUCAAUAUGACGGCAGCCACGUUUCAGAUCGAGAUUCCUUUCGAAACCAGUGAUAUCGUUUCGCGAGUAUCCACCUUCAAAUUUCACGAUACAUACGGCUCUUUUGCACAUUUAACGCGUGCAAAAAAAAAAAAAAAACUCUGAUAAUUUAAGUAAAUCAAGUCAUUAGCAUUCUUCACGAAGAACGAUUACGUUCUUUGGAAAAAUCAUCAUCCUAGUCCUCGUAAACGCAGUACAUCGCCAUUGAAUUUUCAGCGAAAUUAGGUCAUCCACGUAAUCGCAAGAAUACAAAAUUGUAAAAUUGAUUUAAUCCGUCCAUCAGAUAGUUCAUAAAUAUUACCAGCGGUCUGGUUCUUAAAUUUUGAAACGAGCAAAAUCCAAAGAUACCGUGCCACGAAGGGGGAACAGAAAAUGUUCACGGUGGCACGAGGUGUUCGAUAAACAGGAACAAUACGGAAACGUCCUAAAUAUUGAUACAGAUGAAUAUAAAAAAGACUAAAAGUAUAAGUAUAAACUCACGAAGAGCUUGAAAAACUUGUGAACGCCGCGAUACGACAAUAAUUUACUCUUAAAGGAACGUUACUAGUCGACGGUACUGUAAAUGCGAAAGAAAGUAGCGAGAACGAGCAGGAAAGGAUAACGUAAAACGAUAUCACUGGUAUCAGGGAUUUCCCGCAACGAACGAAAAGACGUUAUGUAAUAUCGUUCGUGGUGCGUUCGAGGAACAAUGAAACCGAAUCCCAGUCGAGGAUCGACAAUUUCGAUGGAAACCACUUACCGCAAGCACGGCCGCAUCUAGUCUCCCACCCACACACGUACACGAACACUAAUAACCGAAUACACUGCAGUUGGUAGAUACUUGCCCGCGCUGAAAAAUGUUUGCCAUUUGCCGUUACCAUAAGCCAAUGCAAAGCGUGAUUUUAAUUCAGAAACUGUGUCGAUUGGUACUCGAUCGAUGUAUGCUUUACAGUUGCGAUUGUCGAGCGGGAUCGAGAAUUGUAUCAUUUCGUUAUCAUCUGCUGCACGAGUACAAGUAGAACGAGUUACUCAUCUCCAACCAAUCUCAAGUUAAAGUGGGCAGGGUGUGUCUUCGUUGGUUGCCGUCCCGGGGGAUUUCUUCUUCCGAGUAUUAUUAAAGGCAGAGAAUCCUUCGUUAUUUUAAUCGCGGUAAUACGCGGCCACGUUCUUUUUCAACGAAAUUGCAAUAAGGUCUUAGCACAGAAUGAGAUAUUUAUCCUUACCUAACUUGAAUUUCAUUUAGGAAAGGUAUUUCUUGCUUUGCCAAACUUGGUGUCGGACAAUUUUGCUUAAAUUCGACUUCCUCGCUUUCUUCCCACGGUGCGCGGAAUUUUCAUCCCCGAGACCAAUACACUCUGACUUUUUAACAAUUCCAUUGCCUUUCGAGUCGAAGAUGGCUAUCGGCAAAUGUAGAGCAUACAUUGACACGGGUAUCGUCGCAGAAAGUGUGCUUCUCUGCGCGCGUGUAAAGAAACUUUCUCGAGAACUUUGUUACUUCCGCAGGAGACGGGAAGAAAAACGUGUAGCUGGAAAAAUUACUCAUAAACUUCCAGGAAAGGGAGCACAUACACACACACACACACAUAGACACGUUCACACGACCGUGCGCGCUAGGGCGCCGUACAUAGGCACCAGAGGAACCGCAAACUCGAUUUGAGGAUCGACUGCCGCCCCAGGAGAGCGCACGUACACGGACACAAUGGGUACACGUACGCAUGUAUAUAUGUAUGUAUGUAUGUAUAUCGCACGAUGCGCACCCUGAAUACCAACGGGACCAAUCGACAGCCCCCUCUCGUGAUCCUCGAAUUGCGUUUCAAGAAAAAUUACGCUGUCCUCCGCUGCCUGCCAGAGCCUGCGAUCCUCCGCGUCUGUCAACGUACACGUGUACAGCAGGGAGAAAAAGAGAACAGUCCUAAAUUAGGGGAAUUAUGCCAUCACCGGAGAGUAGAAUUCGAACAGCGACGAGACAUUUUACCCACGAGGGCUGACUAUUACUUUUCAACCCGAAAGCUCUUUUUUUUUCUGCGCAGAGAACGCAUGUGUCACCCGUGGACGACAGCGUCCCUUACUAUUUCACGUGGCAUGGAUAUACAAGGAGACGAUAUUAUCCAAUAAAAUAUUAGAUUCUAAAAAUUUGAACUUCUUAAAUCAUCGUCGUAAACCUCGCCACGUGGGUUUUGUAUACCUCGCCCACGAGUGCCUCCUACAGAGGUGGCUUGUCACAUUCUUCUCACUCGCGCACAAUAGAUUCCCUCUGAGGCACAAAUGUAUAUAUUUGCACACCAGAGAAGGAGUAUCGGAAAGAUGGCAAAGCAGGUGGCCGAGAGGAGGGCAGAAGGGAGCAUAAAAGAGAAACGAGUCAAGCAUAUCAUAGCAGCCAAUAGGGUGCACCGAUCUCGUGGAUCGACGAGAAGAAUUGUUUCAGGAUUUCAGUAAAAUUCAGGGGGCGAACCGGUGACUCGAAAAACGUCACGUGAAUUUAAAAGAGCCUUCGGGAAUACUCGAGGACAAACGGGGCACAAAACGACAGUAAUACAGGGGCACGUUCUCCUUCAAUUUUCAUUAUUCGCAAAUGAAAGAUGAGCCGUCGUAGAGGCAACCUUGCAAAGAGUGAAAUACAUUUUGCGACUUUGAGAAAUAGAAAUCAGUUUGUACAGGAGUCGGAUGAUACCUAAAGGGUUAAUGAAGAAAAUAUAUAGAACUAAAGUAAAAUAGUAGAGAAAACCUCAUUUUCGACGUAUCAUAAUAAAAAAGAACGAAACAGGAGAGAGCUUUACCUUUGAUCGAUUAGAAAUAACAAGAACGGUAAACUCUCUAAUGAUAUUAAACGAAAACACAAAAGAAAACGUAGAAAACAAUGAAUAAAAAAUUAUAUUACGAGAGCGAAACUCUACAUUGAAAACACUGGAAGAGCUAACUCAUCAAAGGUAAAACACGAUUGACACGGAAUAUUGAAACCAUGUACGCGAUUAAUUCACUUUUGUGGAUGGAGACAAAUUUUUUUCUCAUCGCAGACAGUACAUGUAACAUUUAAAGAAAUUUUGUACUCGGUGUUGUAAUAGCCUUAUGUCAUGCGAACCGAUGAUUUGUAUGUAAUUUUUAAUUUCAAUUUGUACGUACGAUUUACAAUUUAUGCUCGCUUUGUAAAAUGGUUAUCGUUUAGCGUAUGCAACAUUUGCAGCUGUGAUAUUCUAUGUUUAUCGAAACGAUUGUUUGUCAGCUAUGUAAGUAAAGUUCAUAGAUUUUCACGUUUUUAUAAAAUUCGAAUUAAUUUCUUGUACAACAGGGUAUACAAUUAGUGUACAUAUUAAAGAAAGUUAAUAAAAAGAGUAGAUGAAAAGAGUAAUGAGUAAACUUUUUUAUAUUCAUCUGUUGAAGACGUCAACAUAAAUGUUCGAAGUAAUACAAUUCACGAUUCUAGAAAUAUCACGUAACAGUCAACGAAUGGAAAUAUACAGUAAUAACACCAAUAAGGGACUGGAUAAAUUUGCGAAAUAAUGAUAACGUACGGUAAUAAAUUUUGCAGCGUUUACUAAUUAAUUAUAAUAUCAAAAUAUGGAUAUACCGAGGUGCAGUUUAAAAUAUGAAUUUUUAUUUCCAAUGAGGACACACUGCUUUAAUAUUAAUAAACUUCGAGCAAUAUUGC